AUGGGACCCUUUUCCUCUAUACAUAUUAACGAGGUGCAGGUCCAAGGAUGCCAGCUUGUUGCUCCCCAGGCCGCGUUCUCCUCUGCCAUCGUUUACCUUCACCAGUUGCGUGUGAUGACAGAAGCAUACGAGUUGCCCAUGAGCGAACAGUCCCUGGAGACAGCCCACCUGGAGGGCUUUGCGCUCGAGCAUUUGAAGAAAGAGCUCUUCAAGUUCAUUGACCCCCAUUGGGAGAGUGGACCGUUUGUUCUAUCUCGCCUAGACCUGAGGUGGCCAAAUAUCAUCGUGGAUGAUGAUUUAAAUAUCCUUGCUGUCAUCGAUUGGGAGUGGACAGGCUCUAUCCCCCGACAACUUUUCACGCCACCAUCUUGGUUCGCAGGCCGCGAACCACUGUUUGUGACUGGCCGCGCUGAGUUUGCUCAUUUCCGCAAGAUCCUCCUAACUAAAGCUGACACGUCGGGCGCCUGUCGUCUGCUUUCAGAGGAAUGGGAUUUCGAGUUGCUGAGCCGCGUAGGACUUCCUAUUGCCGAGCUGCUACGUCACCAUUCUCAGCUGAUUGCCAUAUUUUACCGGACCCUGUAUCCGAGACUCUUCGCGGCACCUAAGCAAGAAGUGAUCCCACGGUUUUUCGAAGAUGAUGAGAAUGACAACUCGCACGGGAAGUCAAUCGGAGAGUGGAACGCUCAGAGCAAUACGCACAGUAUCUUAAGGAUAAUGGAUUAUUUGUGCCUGACAAAGAGGCAAAGGCUGCCUGCGCAGAUCCCCUCUAAAUGGAGAGCCGCGUUCCGCGUCUGCAUCAAGCCCCUUGCUCGUAGCUUUCCAAGGCCCGUUUCUCAGCCCGUAGCCGGUCGAGACCUCUUUCCCUAG
Scedosporium apiospermum is the source of this 867-nucleotide messenger RNA. RefSeq lists its product as uncharacterized. The record is from RefSeq and is a predicted model, not a curated record. The coding region runs from base 1 to 867 and encodes 288 amino acids. The transcript is spliced from 2 exons. NCBI's taxonomy places the organism in Eukaryota, Fungi, Ascomycota, Sordariomycetes, Microascales, Microascaceae.